GCUUGCUUGGGGGCUUCUGAGUUUGAGCUGCAUGCAGAAAUGUAAGGCAGUGCUUCCUGGCGCUGAUGGCAAAAUGGGACCCAUCUCCAGUUAUUCCUCGGGCACCCCAGCUUUGCAAAUCUGGGAAAGAACCUACAUAAACAUAUUGGUGAUGUAGCCAGCUUAAAAGGCCGAGAGAAUCCUUAUGGAUUCAGGAGACUGUUUUUUUAUUUAGAUUUUUAUUUUUUAUUUGGAAGAUGAAAUGCUUCUCUCGUUACCUGCCUUACAUCUUCAGACCUCCGAACACCAUCCUUUCUUCCAGCUGCCACACAGAAGGCUCGGACCAUGGUGCAGUCCCACUGGCUCCCCUGCCCCCCUCUCCUGUGAGACUGGCUGCGGGGAGGGAUCAUGGAUACUUGUCUGCCGGCUUCUGGUUCCCACGCAAGUAAGCCUGCUGUCAAUGGAGGAGGACAUUGAUACCCGCAAAAUCAACAACAGUUUCCUGCGCGACCACAGCUAUGCGACCGAAGCUGACAUUAUCUCUACGGUAGAAUUCAACCACACGGGAGAAUUACUAGCGACAGGGGACAAGGGGGGUCGGGUUGUAAUAUUUCAACGAGAACAGGAGAGUAAAAAUCAGGUUCAUCGUAGGGGUGAAUACAAUGUUUACAGCACAUUCCAGAGCCAUGAACCCGAGUUCGAUUACCUGAAGAGUUUAGAAAUAGAAGAAAAAAUCAAUAAAAUAAGAUGGCUCCCCCAGCAGAAUGCAGCUUACUUUCUUCUGUCUACUAAUGAUAAAACUGUGAAGCUGUGGAAAGUCAGCGAGCGUGAUAAGAGGCCAGAAGGCUACAAUCUGAAAGAUGAGGAGGGCCGGCUCCGGGAUCCUGCCACCAUCACAACCUUGCGGGUGCCUGUCCUGAGACCCAUGGACCUGAUGGUGGAGGCCACCCCACGAAGAGUAUUUGCCAACGCACAUACAUAUCACAUCAACUCCAUAUCCGUCAACAGCGACUAUGAAACCUACAUGUCCGCUGAUGACCUGAGGAUUAACCUAUGGAACUUUGAAAUAACCAAUCAAAGUUUUAAUAUCGUGGACAUUAAGCCAGCCAACAUGGAGGAGCUCACGGAGGUGAUCACAGCAGCCGAGUUCCACCCCCAUCAUUGCAACACCUUUGUGUACAGCAGCAGCAAAGGGACAAUCCGGCUGUGUGACAUGCGGGCAUCUGCCCUGUGUGACAGGCACACCAAAUUUUUUGAAGAGCCGGAAGAUCCAAGCAACAGAUCAUUUUUCUCUGAAAUUAUCUCUUCGAUUUCGGAUGUGAAGUUCAGCCACAGUGGGAGGUAUAUCAUGACCAGGGACUAUUUGACCGUUAAAGUCUGGGAUCUCAACAUGGAAAACCGCCCCAUCGAGACUUACCAGGUUCAUGACUACCUCCGCAGCAAGCUAUGUUCCCUCUAUGAAAAUGACUGCAUUUUUGAUAAAUUUGAGUGUGUGUGGAAUGGGUCAGACAGUGUCAUCAUGACAGGCUCCUACAACAACUUCUUCAGGAUGUUCGACAGAAACACCAAGCGUGAUGUGACCCUUGAGGCUUCGAGGGAAAACAGCAAGCCCCGGGCUAUCCUCAAACCCCGAAAAGUGUGUGUGGGGGGCAAGCGGAGAAAAGACGAGAUCAGUGUCGACAGUCUGGACUUUAGCAAAAAGAUCUUGCAUACAGCUUGGCAUCCUUCAGAAAAUAUUAUAGCAGUGGCGGCUACAAAUAACCUAUAUAUAUUCCAGGACAAGGUUAACUAGGUGGACAAGUUAUUACUUAAUAAUCUCACAUACUGAAUACUAGUCAAACAAGUUUUUAAAUGUUUCUUUGGGUCUUCAUUUGAUGCAUUGACUUUAAUUUCCCUAAGCAGGAAAUGAUUGGAAUAGAAUUAAAAGGAGUCCAACAUUCCCAGCUCCCCAGUUCUAAGAAACUUUUGUCAAACCCAAUAGGUUUGGGACACUUCUGUUUAGAAUUGAAAGCUGCCAGCUAACAGUAAUUCUUCCAUAGUUGACUUGAACUUCUGAUGCUUUUAUUGCCCAGUUUUCUCUGGUGGGUCCAGUGUUUUGUUCCUAGGUGUCUGCUGCGAUAAAAUGAGGUUGUCUGUAGUAUUUAAGGAGAAAAGAGAUAAGUUUUUUUUAAUUAAGUAAUUCCAUUUGAUUGAAAAAAAUCAACAAAAAAUAAACACCGUUUACUCUUAGACAAA
Messenger RNA from Gorilla gorilla gorilla (western lowland gorilla), 2214 nucleotides. It is a transcript of the gene PPP2R2B, whose product is annotated as protein phosphatase 2 regulatory subunit Bbeta. The coding region runs from base 242 to 1771 and encodes 509 amino acids. Gene Ontology annotation, cellular component: protein phosphatase type 2A complex. NCBI's taxonomy places the organism in Eukaryota, Metazoa, Chordata, Mammalia, Primates, Hominidae. The record is from RefSeq and is a predicted model, not a curated record. Gene Ontology annotation, molecular function: protein phosphatase regulator activity; protein binding. The transcript is spliced from 10 exons.